This is a messenger RNA of Tauraco erythrolophus (red-crested turaco), 276 nucleotides long. NCBI's taxonomy places the organism in Eukaryota, Metazoa, Chordata, Aves, Musophagiformes, Musophagidae. The record is from RefSeq and is a predicted model, not a curated record.
GUGAAAAACUUUGCUGUGAUUUAUCUUGUGGACAUUACUGAAGUACCGGACUUCAACAAGAUGUACGAGUUGUACGAUCCCUGUACCGUCAUGUUUUUCUUCAGGAACAAACACAUAAUGAUUGAUUUAGGUACAGGGAAUAACAACAAGAUCAACUGGGCGAUGGAAGAUAAGCAAGAGAUGAUUGACAUUAUAGAAACUGUUUACAGAGGAGCCCGCAAAGGUCGAGGUUUGGUGGUGUCACCAAAGGAUUAUUCCACAAAAUACAGAUACUGA